Molecule: messenger RNA, 7037 nt
Organism: Haliaeetus leucocephalus (bald eagle)
Lineage: Eukaryota; Metazoa; Chordata; Aves; Accipitriformes; Accipitridae
Gene: GDA
Product: guanine deaminase
Exons: 13
Coding region: 129-1259 (376 amino acids)
Biological process (GO): guanine catabolic process
Cellular component (GO): cytosol
Molecular function (GO): guanine deaminase activity; zinc ion binding
Source: RefSeq, a predicted model, not a curated record
AGUAUCUAACUAUGUUUUCUUUCUUUUAGAUUGUGUUCUUGGAACAAUCUGAUCAGCAAGAGCAACUGGCUAAGAAGUGGGGGUUCAGAACAUCUGACAUAAGAGAACUGAGUAACUAUGAAUUCUUCAUGCCAGGAAUGGUUGAUACACACAUUCAUGCCCCUCAGUAUUCAUUUACUGGUACAAGAGUAGAUCUACCUCUUCUUCAGUGGUUAACUACUUACACAUUCCCAACAGAAGCCAAAUAUAAAGACAGUGAUUUUGCAGAAGAAGUCUACACCAGAGUUGUUAGACGAACUCUAAAGAAUGGCACGACUACAGCUUGCUACUUUGCAACAAUUUACACAGAUACUUCUCUUCUUCUUGCUGAAAUUUUAGAUAAAUUUGGUCAACGAGCAUUUGUUGGAAAAGUUUGCAUGGAUGUGAAUGACAGUGUGCCACAAUACAAAGAAAUUACUGCUGACUCUGUCCAAGAGACAGAAAGGUUUGUUAAAGAACUACUGGAAAAGAAAUAUCCGAGGGUACAGCCUAUAAUAACCCCCCGCUUUGGCCCUUCCUGCACAGAGGAUUUGCUGCAUGCACUUGGCAAUUUAGCACAGGCACAUGAUCUCCAUGUGCAGAGUCACAUAAGUGAGAAUGAAGAAGAAGUCAAAGUUGUGGAGAACAUGUUUCCGGCCUACCAGAAUUACACUGAAUUGUAUGAUAAAAACAAGCUGCUUACCAGUAAGACAGUGAUGGCUCAUGCCUGUCACCUUUCUGAAGAAGAGCUGAAACUUUUUAGUCUUCGUGGAGCUGCAAUUUCACAUUGCCCCAGUUCUAACUUUUCGUUGUGCAGCGGUAUAUUAAAUGUGCAAAUGGUCCUGAAACACGACGUGAAGCUUGGCCUUGGCACAGAUGUUGCUGGUGGAUAUUCAGCUUCUAUGCUUGAUGCCAUCAGGAAAACUCUGAUAGCAUCUAAUAGCCUUGAGAUCAAUAAGGUGAAUGAAACAGGACUAACUCUUAAAGAAGCUUUUCAACUAGCCACUCUAGGAGGAAGCCAAGCUCUAGGACUAGAUGAUGUGAUUGGAAACUUUGAGGUCGGCAAAGAAUUUGAUGCACUGCUAAUCAACACGAAGGCUUCAGACAGCCCUUUUGACUUGUUCUCUGCUGAUAAUUUUGAGGACACUGUCCAGAAGUUCCUGUAUCUAGGUGAUGAUCGGAAUAUUUCUGAAGUGUAUGUGGCUGGAAAGCAAGUGGUUCCUUUUUCAAGUUCAGUAUAAAUCCGUUUCCCUUUCGCAAAAUACUCUGCUGAACAUUCUGCAUCUGAUUUGGAAAAGAUUUCUUAAACACAGUGCCUGAUCAUCAGGAAUGACACCUCAUUUUUUGUUUAAUGUUUUAAAACUUGCAAACAUUAGAAAUUUUGUUAGACCGUUCAAGAAUUACUUUAACAAAAUUGUCAGAGUUCUAGAGGAAAUGGAUAUUCAAAAUUUAUCUGUAAAAAUAGCAUGUGUGCAUUGAUAGGGGAUUUGGUAAAUACCUUAAUUAAAGAGGACGCCUGCUAUUCCUUUUAAUAAUACUGUAGGAAGCAUUACAAAGAGAAGUGAGACUCUCAUUGUUUAUAAUGCCUCUGAAUUUAAAAAAAAAACAGUGCUAGUAAAUUGAUUUUGCAGAUAAUUUGUAUCAUGGAAGAAUGCAAUUUCCAUAAUAUUAUCACCAAAUAUGGAAAAAUCAGUGACCUUUUGGGGCAUUUAGAACAUUUUCCAGUUUUCUUUAGGAGCUUAUUUUUUUAAAAGUAAUUAUUUCAUUUAAACCAUUUUUUUUUAAGAUAAAUUAGGUAAGAAGCGUGUAUUUAUAAAUAAAUAAGGGUCCUUAUUAUCAAAGAGUUCAGAUUUGUCAUUCAUAGUUAGACAGAAAGAAACAUGUUAAAUUAGAAGCAGGCACUAAGAUACCUGAGCAGGCUACUCAAUGACAAACAAAUGAAGAGGUUUUUCUGGACUAGAAGGAGUGCUUCGUCUAGUUCAGCCUCCUGCAGAACUUUUCCCAAGCUCAUUUGCUCCUGACUGUUCAGACAGGACCAUACGAUGUCCCUUCUCCUUUCUGUAAGGGAAGUGAGUAGGUUUAUAGAAACAUCCAAGAGAAACAGGCUAUUUGUGGCCUUUACCACCUUUUACUUGAGGUGGAAAUCAUCACUGGAAAAAGCAGCUCAGCUUUAACGUGCUCUUUUGCGUCUUUCAACGUGGCAACCAUAAUUCCAGCGCUGUACAAUUCAAAGUAAAAAAUAUGCCCUUUUUGUUUUGGAAAUCUCUGUGAUUUCCUUUCUUAAAAAGCGUAUUUUCCUACUUUUUUUCAGAGACUUUUUCUCUUUUUUUUUUUUCGAGAUUAGUCUGAGGAGGGGGUUGCUUCUUGUUUCUUUAUUAUGUUUUUGCAAAACAAAGGCUGUAAGCUUUAAUUUCAGUGUCAAUAGAGACAAUAUGGUAUUGAGUUACUAUAAACAUGCGUUAAAUAUGGUUUUAAGGCCUGCUUCAAACUCCUUUGAUUUCCUAAGCUUUGUUUCACACUCUCAUUCCACUGCCUGGCAACAUAAAGGCAUAGGACUUCCCUCUGUUCACAAAACAAGGGGGGUCACUGCACCCAAGUCUCACUUUAUGUCUACUUCUGAGAGAGCGCUUGGCCCAACGUCGCUGAUAACUUUCUGAUUUUAAAAGCAUUUUCAGAGUUCACAUACCAUUAUGCUUACGCCUACGUGAGCCAGGAUAGCGUCGAGUGGAAGUGUAAAAGCUUGCUUGGGCACUUAAAGCAGUACAGCCUUUUCAGUGUGGUUUUUUUUUUGCCAAAGCUGAGCAGCCCCACGGAACAGCGGUGGGGGGGUUUGGGGGGUACAUGGGCUUGCAGACACCACCCGCGUGCAGCUGCGCGCUUGUGCAUUGAGAGCCAGCUCAGGUGUCCUCGUCGCAGGGCUCUGACUGCGCUGUGCCCUGUGCUGGCGGAGGCACAGCCUUCCUACCCAUCACGUUCAAUGAUUCCUAAGGCUUUAGGAGUCAAGAUUUAAGGAUAAGGUUUCCACAUUCCAUCAGGGUGGUUUCUUAACCAUUUUGUUUUUCAUGUGUCCCAGUCACCUACACAGUCGCACACUUGAUUGGCAAAUACAAUCUUCAGCUUUUUAACUUGGUUUCCUGAUUCAGGGAGCGUUUUUCCUCAUGAAUUUUGACAUGAAUUUAAUUGACCAAAUUUCAUGUUCCAAAACCAAAGAUCUGUGAGACACGUUUUAAUCUCCCCAGUUACUGUUUGAAACUAUUUUUAGGGAGUUUCAUGGUUUUCAGCUUUGGCUCUCCUGCAGGAAUGUUUUCUGGGGCGGAGAAAGAUUACACAGCCUUGUGUACAAUGUAUGUUUGUACCCUACUUCACUUCCAGAGCUAUGAAUUACAUCAGUGCUUUUAUUUCAGUUGUGGUCUUAACUGUCUCAGACUUCAUUGUUCUCUCACUAUUUUGUAGUGUUGUUAAGAAUGGGAUUCAGCAUUUCUCCUUAAAAGAUUUGCAGGGGAGAAGGGGUUGCUUAUUUGCAGACUGGGAAUACAGAAAAACUUCAGCAAGUUCAACACUAUACCACUGGCCCAGUUACAAAGGGACUCCUUAGGAUAACUGCUGCGAAUGAGCUUUGUAUCUGAAUAUUGGCUGUGUCAUAAGCAGUUUGAUUCUUGUUAAAUUCAGACACAAGGUAGGAACUCAGCCUUUUGAUUAUAGCUUUACUAGUGUCUAGUACCCAGACACUACCCAGACUCAGAAAUGGAGAAUCCAAUUUUUAAGAAUCUCAGCUGGAGGAGGAGCUCUGCCUGCUGGUAGUGCCAUGGGCUGACUGCAGCACCCUGCAAUGCCCAAGACCAGGGGAAGCGAGGACCAAGAUCGAUAGCGUUACACUAAAUGCUGAGGUGCUUCGGGGUAAAGGAAAGAAGCCUGAAUUUGAUAUGAGAGGAAGGCAGUGGAGGAAUUAAUAUAACAAAAAAACUGGGAGGUACCUUCAACAACAGUAUCUUAAAUAGAAUUGAAUGGAUAAAGGCUGUAAUGUCAGAAAAAAAGUCAAAGUGGUGUCCUCUGAGGUAGUCCCAAAUGCUUGUUCAGUGGAAGACGGCUUGCGUGCAAAAAUUUUAAGGUUUUAGGAGAUACAGAAGAUGUAGUAGCCAAAUGUCUCUGAAGCAAUUUUGGGAAAGUCACUGAGGAUCCCACUGUGAAGUUUCGGCCCUUGGGACUCUCUGGCUGUAUGUAGAUUGCCAAGAUACUUGGUGCAGUAAGGGAGGGUCAGUAGAUGAAAGCAGUUACUGCCGAGACUUAUACAUCUACACUAUAUGCAGCUUAAGACUACAUGUAGUCUCUUUCCUUGGACAGAUGUCCGCACUGCAUAUGCAGUUUGAAGCAGGCCAAAUAAUUGGUUCAGACUCUUAGUGUCUCUUUUAGAGGCUGGAGUAUAUUUGGCAUGCAGCUAGGCUCCAAUGUAGUUUCCUCCAAAAUAAACUUAAUCCUUGUGUACCAAAACCACCCUGCAAACUGAACCAAGUUUCAGUAAGGGAGGAUGAUUAGCAAUUCACUUCAGAACAGCACUACUGUCUCAGACCAAAAUGCUAAUGGAGGCUAGGACUUGGACUGUUCCCCCUCCAUCCUCAUUGUCACAGAACUUAGUAGCUGAAGACAAACUAAAGCAAUUGUCCUUCCCUCUUCCCCCCCUAAAAAAAAAAAAAAAAAAAAAAAAAAAAAAAAAAAAAAAGUUAAAGUUAAAGUUAAGCAACCAGACACUAAGGGGAGAUGAGUAAGUGGAAGAAAAGAAAGAAAGAAAGGGAUAAUUUUCAGUCAGUAUAAAUUGACACCGUGCUACUGACAUAAGAUAAAACCUCUGGGAAAAUGUACACACAACUGUUUCCAGAUGUCACUCCCCAUUAGUUCUCUUGCGAGAUUGUGGAUGAGAUCUUUGUUUCUUAAUGUGUCUUUGUGUUCAAUGUUAGUGCACCAUUCAGACAAAGAAAAAAAAGGGUAGUUUGUAGAAAGCUUGCUUGUUGGGACAAUAUGCUUAAUGUGUUCUAUGUUCAGGUGAGCACUUACUUAUAAAUGGAAUGUAUUUGAAUUACUGUUAUAUGUUGAUCUCGUGUCACUUCAGGUUUUGGAAAUUAAUAAAAUGCUAGUAAGUAUUGCCUAUGCAUUACGCAGCAUUAUAUGAAUUAGUCAUGUGUGGCAAGUGGAGUUCUGCACUUUAAGAUGUUGCCUUGGCCUAAUGUUUAUAUUUAUUCUGUGUUUUUUGUGCAAUCAGAAAGCUUUGUAGGGGAAAAAAAUGUGUAUUUGUUCACUGUACUGAACAUUUUCAGUAUUGUAAGUGCACUUCCUGUUAGAAAAGAAACGUUAAAAUGACCCUGUUUAAAAGUCUGUGCCUGAUUAUACACUCAUGAAUGAAAAAGUUAUAAUGGUUUUAUGAAAGCUGACAUGAGUAGUAAUAUUUUAAUUUAAAAAUAUUUACAGAGAAAUAGAUUUUUUAAAUUUUAAUUGUGAUUAUGCAAUGCAGAUUAGCAAAAGAUAAUAAUUCCUGCUAAGUAUCUACUGUUCUACUAAGCAAAAGAGACUGCAACUAUUCUUGAUUAUACAUUUAAAAAUAAAAUGAAAGUCCUGAAAAAUAAAAGGCCCAAGUUCAAAGAAUAUCCCAGUUUUAAAAGGAAAAGGUAUCAACAAUAUUGCUCAGAAAAGAUGUUUAAAAAUAUUGUUUUAAGCAUUUCCAGGAACAAUCCAAAACAGAUGAUAAGGUGGACAGCUUUUAAAAUACUGGGUUUGUAUGAAUAAACGGUGCUGCCUUACCUGCAGCCCUGUGUGUAGCAGUGGUCAACUCAUCUCUAAAAUGAUAGUGUACAAGUAGAAGAUUUUUUUUAAAAAAGCCAAGGAAUUUUUAAAAUUUGUGAAAGAGCUGGGGAAAAAACAAGGAUUCGAGAAGAAAUUUGAAAAGGGUGGUAGCAGAAUACAAAACAAUGCAAAGUAGAAAGAAGCUAAAUCAGAGGACCUCAUAAAAACAAGAUGAAGUGUCAGUGAAGUUUUAGGUGGGAAACACUCAGAAGAUACAUUCUCUGUCAGUGUUCUUUUAAAUCAUGGACCUCAUUCCUUCUGAAAGUCAUUGAGGCCCAACAACUGAGCAGAUUUCCAAAUCAGUUACUUACAUGCUUAAUAAUACAAGCCCAAAUAAUCGUAGCUAAUCAUAGCAUAAUUAUAUAACACUUUUCAACUCUUAACCUCUACUUCAAGAUUUAAAUCAAAAUUACCUGUAACAACUCCAGAAGAAACCUGGUGCAAGGGCACGCUAUGCUUUAUCUCCACAUGUCCUAUGAAACAUUUGGCAUUGGCCAGGUCAGAGACUUAACUAGCCUGGUCCCAGGGAAGAAUCUCUGCUCCUGCAUGUCCCAAAGAUCAUCCCCUGUUGUGUGCCUGGUGGCGUGGUGGUGACUGAGCCCGACACAGGGAAGACAAGCAUCUGGUGUGACUAGAGUAACUGAAGAUGAGCUGUUUUAAAAAUCAGAUUGCUUUGAAGUUAAGCACACUGCAGAGAGCACAGCACAUUUUAAAUUACACGGGCAUAUACCUAACAGUGAACUUGUAGGUACUAGGAACUUUGGCUUAAAGUUGGGGGAUUGUUCUAGACCCUUGUAUGUGCAACAACUUGUGCUUCUCUCAACAGAGGAGCCAGCAAAUGACAUCUGCAAGACUCUCUGUACAAAAACACAACAGCAAUAAAAACAGUUCUUGGGAAGCCAAAAGAACAUCAACAACAUCAACAACAAUCUGUUGUGUAAAGUUGAUAGAACUGUUAAUUUUUCUUGAAAGGCUGAGCAGUGUUUCUGGAGUGUAGUUUCCAGGAAAUGUUAGUGGAAAUUCUUUCUUGGAAAAUGCCUUGAAUCGUAGUGUGCUCCAGCCAGUGAGGUCCCCUGUGGCUUCUGCAGAGGCAGUCACUUCUGUAGAAGUGCAUGCAAUAGUCAUGCCUGGACUCACACUCCUUCCCCUGGUAAGGACUCUGAAGUGUGUAUUCACUUUAAUUCUGG